CCUCUUUGUUCUUCAGAGUUGGAUAUUUAUCUCUCUUUCUCUCCUUCAGUGAGGUAAAGGAUCCUGCUUUAUUGCCCAAACGAGGGAGAAGAAGCUGAGGGAGAGAUGGAGAUGGAAGAGCUGUGCAGGGAGCUGCCAAAAAUUGAGCUUCACGCCCACCUCAAUGGCUCUGUCAGGGACUCCACUCUUCUAGAGCUUGCGAAAGUUCUGGGCGAGCAAGGUGCUAUUGAUUUCUCUGAGGUGGAGGGUCUGAUAAAAAGGAGAGGCCGGUCUUUAAAAGAGUGUUUCCGACUUUUCGAUAUAUAUCACAAAAUUACAACUGAUCAUGCAACUGUGACAAGAAUCACACAGGAAGUUGUUGAAGAUUUUGCAGCUGAGAAUGUUGUUUAUUUGGAGCUAAGAACAACACCAAAGCAAAACAAGGCGAAGGAAAUGACCAAGCGUUCCUACGUGGAAGCAGUUAUUGAUGGUUUAACAGCCGUCGACAGUGUUGAAGUUGCUUUUCUUCCUUCCACCGUGAAUGCUAGAAAUUUAACAAAUUUUCUACCAAAUGAAGUUACAUAUAAUCAAACUCAAAGAAAGAAAAUAUUUGUUCGCCUUCUACUGAGUAUUGACCGUCGUGAGACAACUGCAGCAGCAAUGGAAACAGUCAAUCUAGCAUUGGAAAUGAAAGACAAGGGAGUAAUUGGAAUCGAUCUUUCUGGUAACCCGGAAGUUGGAGAAUGGCAAACUUUCCUACCAGCUCUGCAAUAUGCUAAGCAAAAGGGGCUUCAAGUUACUCUUCACUGCGGAGAGGUACGUAACAACAGAGAAAUACAUUCAAUGCUGGACUUCUAUCCUCAGAGGAUUGGGCAUGCUUGCUACCUGGAAGAGGAACACUGGGAAAAGUUAAAAGUCUCAAAAAUUCCAGUUGAGAUAUGUUUGACAUCCAAUCUCCGAACUGAACGCAUCACUUCAUUCAAAGAGCAUCAUUUUGCUGAUCUUUACAAAGCAAAGCACCCGGUAUCGCUAUGCACUGAUGAUGUCGGAUUGUUUUCAACCACUCUGUCAAAUGAGUAUUAUCUUGCUGCUUCCACAUUCGAGUUCAACAAGGAACAAGUGUACCAGCUAUCUCGAAAUGUCAUUGAAUUCGUGUUUGCUGAUGAUGAAGUGAAGAGAACUCUUGCAGAGAUUUAUGAUGCAGCUGAGAGGAGAUUCAUACUGUGAGUCAUUACUAGGCAAUGAAAAUAAGAAAGAAAAAGUCAGGUUUGCUAAUGAUAUUUUUUGUGGGUCCUAUAUUGCUUCACAAAUAGAAGAGAGUUAUUAGCUAAUAGCAGCCUAGCAGGGCUCAAUAUGUUUUAAUUGGCUGAUCUGAAAAAUUAAGGAUGUUCUGAUUCCUUUUGGACUUAUCUCAUUGAAGAAUAUUAUUAUAAAGCAAACUAUAGUUUGCUUGCACUUUAUGCUUAUGAAAGCACACCA
This is a messenger RNA of Dioscorea cayenensis subsp. rotundata (Guinea yam), 1458 nucleotides long. Its product is annotated as N6-mAMP deaminase. Gene Ontology annotation, molecular function: adenosine deaminase activity. Gene Ontology annotation, biological process: inosine biosynthetic process; adenosine catabolic process. Bases 106 to 1206 code for a protein of 366 amino acids. The record is from RefSeq and is a predicted model, not a curated record. Lineage: Eukaryota; Viridiplantae; Streptophyta; Magnoliopsida; Dioscoreales; Dioscoreaceae. The transcript has 11 exons.